GAAGCCGGAAAGGAGCGAGUUAGCAUGAAGUCCCAACGAAUCAGGAUUCGCCGUACUGAAUUUGUGCUAUUGUUCGCCGCGUUUCGCGCAGUCGAAGGGCUAGAAAUCGCCACGCUCGGCAUACCAAAGGUCGUGGACUACAGGAAUGUCAGCUCCGUCGUCAAAGAACAAGGUGCUUGCGGGGCUUGUUGGGCUUUCGCGCCUCUCGAAGCCGUUGAGCUGCUGUCAACCUUGCAGGGGAGAGCUCCGAGCAGAGCAUCAUUCUCUGUCCAGCAUGUGAUCGACUGCUCGGAUAUAUCCUAUGGAUGCAGCGGCGGGGACAUAUGUGAUGCGGUAGACUAUCUUCAAACUUCGAAGUAUCAUUUCGUCGCUGAAGCUGCCUAUUUCCCGUACACUGAGGAUAAACUGGAAUGCCGGAAAGAGGUGAGUCAAUCAUGCCGCCGGAAGGCAAAAUACACCUCCGACAUCAGCAUCACCAGAUCUUGGUGUGAAAACUACGCUGGCAGAGAAGGAGAUCUUCUUAGGCUCGUUGCGAAAGGGCCAGUCAUCGCGACCGUUGAUGCCACUGUUUGGCGCGAUUACCUCGGGGGUAUCAUAAGAUUUAAUUGCGACGCGGGAGAGAAGAACCACGCAGUCGUAAUCGUGGGCUACGAUUUGACCAGCGAACCGCCCUUCUACAUCGUCAAAAACAGUUGGGGAAUGAGUUUCGGGGAUAAAGGAUACCUGUAUAUCGCAAUCGGUGCGAACCUGUGUGGUAUAGCAGAUAAAGUCUCCAGGGUAAGUAUCGAUUAG
Messenger RNA from Galendromus occidentalis (western predatory mite), 792 nucleotides. Its product is annotated as cathepsin O. The transcript is spliced from 6 exons. The coding region runs from base 25 to 792 and encodes 255 amino acids. Gene Ontology annotation, biological process: proteolysis. Gene Ontology annotation, molecular function: cysteine-type peptidase activity. The record is from RefSeq and is a predicted model, not a curated record. NCBI's taxonomy places the organism in Eukaryota, Metazoa, Arthropoda, Arachnida, Mesostigmata, Phytoseiidae.